Varanus komodoensis (Komodo dragon) is the source of this 2588-nucleotide messenger RNA. RefSeq names its product beta-1,3-glucuronyltransferase 3 (gene B3GAT3). Lineage: Eukaryota; Metazoa; Chordata; Lepidosauria; Squamata; Varanidae. Gene Ontology annotation, cellular component: Golgi membrane. The record is from RefSeq and is a predicted model, not a curated record. Gene Ontology annotation, biological process: chondroitin sulfate proteoglycan biosynthetic process; carbohydrate metabolic process. Gene Ontology annotation, molecular function: galactosylgalactosylxylosylprotein 3-beta-glucuronosyltransferase activity. The transcript is spliced from 6 exons. Bases 127 to 1107 code for a protein of 326 amino acids.
GGUGAGAUGGCUGUGGCGAGAGCAGAAGGAGCGCCGGGGGGCCCGGAUACGGCGGGGGCCCGUUGAGGAGCCGAGGACUGAGCCCCGCUCUCCCUCCUCCGGCGUUCACGGACGCGCGGUUUUGCAAUGAAGGUGAAAUUGAAGAACGUUUUUGUCAUCUAUUUCCUGGUUUCAGUGAUCGGUCUAAUGUAUGCGCUUCUGCAGCUGGGACAGCCCUGCGACUGCACCCUGCACCUGAAGUCAGCCAGUGACCUCCUGCAUGCCAAGGAGAAGAAGCUCUCCCAGCUGCACAGUGAGCUGAAGCGGCUGCAGGGGCGAGAGAAGGCGCUGGAGCCCGCAGAACAAGAGCUGUCGGUCAUCUAUGCCAUCACACCCACCUAUGCUAGGCUUGUCCAGAAGGCCGAGCUGGUGCGCCUUUCCCAGACCCUCCUGCAUGUGAAGAACUUGCACUGGAUUGUAGUUGAGGAUUCGCCGGUGAAGACCCAGCUGGUCUCCGAACUGCUGGCCCAGAGCCGCCUGCGCUUCACGCACCUCCACGCGGAGACUCCCAAGGAGCACAAGCGGAAGGAGAGCGACCCCAAUUGGCUGAAGCCUCGUGGGGUAGAGCAGCGGAACCUGGCGCUGCAGUGGCUGCGGGAGAACCGCCAGCUCGGGGACAAGGGAACCGUGUAUUUUGCAGACGACGACAACACCUACAGCCUCCGGCUCUUCGACGAAAUCCGCUCCACCAAACGCGUCUCGGUGUGGCCCGUUGGCCUGGUGGGCGGCCUCCGCUUCGAGCGCCCCCUGGUGGAGAACGGCAGAGUCGUGGGCUUCUACACCGCCUGGAAGCCCAGCCGGCCCUUCCCCAUGGACAUGGCCGGCUUCGCCGUGUCCCUCCCGCUGCUCCUGGCCAACCGGGAGGCUCGCUUCGACUUGCAGGCCGAGCGCGGCUACCUGGAGAGCAGCCUGCUGCAGUCGCUGGUGUCGAUUGAGGAGCUGGAGCCCAAAGCGGACAACUGCACCAAGGUGCUCGUGUGGCACACCCGGACAGAGAAGCCCAAGAUGAAGCAAGAAGAGCUGCUGCAGAAGCAAGGCCUGGGCUCCGACCCCAGCAUCGAGGUGUGACUGGGGGACCCCACGCUGGUGAAGUUGGCAGGAUUUCCCUGGGACCUGGGGAAGAGCUGGGGUGAGCAGCCGGAGAGGAAGAGGCGCAGCUGCCGGCCCUGUCCCUUGGCCCUCAUCCACGGACCUGGCACCCUGGGACCUUUUUUAUUUAUUAAGGAAGAGCUCGACGUCUGUGCCCCUUCCCAGGUGGGGUGGAGGGGACACGCCCUGCCUCCAACGAGAAGAGUCUUUUCCUAAGUGCUGCUACACGCGCGCCGGGAAGGUGCCUCCGUUUCAGUGCUGCUGUUCCCCUCUUUAAAUUCCCCCUUCCUUGAAUGCUGCUUCUAGGGGAGAGCCGCCCAGCCGGCUUUGGCCCUGCCCUGCCCUGCCCUGCCCUCCCCGUUCCCUGCACCCUCCGUGCUUUGCUGGAUCUGAUUCCUGCAAUACAGUUUACCGGGCCGGGGAGACCGAGGCUCUCAAGAAAACCCACAAACCUCACGCCUUACCCCCUCAGUUUUAGCCAGGUCACCCCCCUCUCCAUAGCCUUCCACAAACAGAAACUAAAAUGGGUGGGAGAGGGCUUCCAAAAGUCUCAGAUUCCAGACCCGAGUGGUCAUCUAAGGGAGAAGCAAAGGUGCCUGUAUGUAUUUGCAGGCUAGGCGGAUUUCGGGGGGCUGCGUUGGAGGUGGCGAUGGCCCCCCGUCCCUUUGCCAACCCCAGUCCUUGCACCGUCUCCUCUCAGCCCUUCCCAAGCUGCGGGCCCGGACUUGGGGAGGGGCCGGUUCCUGUCCCCAUGAGCCGCCAAGUUCUUUGUGUCCCAUGUGCCCCAGCUGCAUGUGCUGGAGGCUCGCUCAGCAGCAUGCAUGCUCAGUGGUCAAUAAAGCGCAUCGAUGCCCACUGCUUCUGGAAGGGCCUUCCGUGCCUCAGUCUGUCUCCGCCAAGGGGGAUUGCUGACCGCCCCUUCUUGGGCUGCUGCCCCGUGGCAGGAGGAACGGGCUUCUUCAGUGUUCAGUGCAGGGGGCUGCAUCCCGGUGGCAGCAUGGUCGAAGAACCGGCAUCUUUAUUCAUUGCAUCCAGCUUUUUUCUGAUGGACUCAAAGUGGCUCGCAUCUUUCUCCUCCUCCUGCUCUCAAUCUUCUCCCCGCAGCAACAACCCUGUGAGGAAGGCUGGGCUGAGAGUCUGGGACUGGUCCAAAGUCACCCUGUUGGCUCCAUGGCUGAGCGGGGACUCGAGCCCAGAUCUCCUGAGUCCCAGUCCUACACUCAUAACCACUCAAUCUAUUAACUGCCAGUAACAAAGCCUUGGGAGAGGAAUUUUACUCUUUCUCCGGGGAGAAUAAGUCACAAAGGCCCAGGGAAAAUAGUAAUGACUCCCCUGGGCAAUAUCAGUGGGGCUACUUUUCUGCUCCCCUGCCCUGUGUAUUCUCCCACUUACAGCAUGAGGCUGUUUCUACUUUGUAGUUUAAACCAAAACAUUAAAACCCUGCAUUUAGGGAAGCCAAA